AUGAGUUUCACAGGCAAAGUGGUAUUCAUCAGUGGCGCGAGAUCUGGAAUUGGCGCAGCAGCGGCAAUUGAAUUUGCUAAACAAGACGCUGAUGUUGUAAUUAUUGGAAGAAAUGAAGCGAAAAUGAAUAACGUAUACAAACAAUGUGAGACGCAUGGUAAGAAACCUUUAGUCAUCAAGGCUGAUAUAUCAAAAGACAAGGAAGCAAAAGCAGCAAUUAACAAAACAAUCGAUAAAUUUGGCAAACUGGAUAUACUGGUAAACAAUGCGGGAAUUAUGAGGUUGGGAAGUAUUCUAUAUGGGAAUUUAUUAGAAAGUCAUGAUGAAGUAAUGAGUACGAAUCUACGGGUGGUAAUGCACCUUACCACCCUAGCUGCUCCACACUUAAUAAAGACAAAAGGGAACAUCAUUAACAUUUCAAGCAUUGGGGUGAAAUAUUGCCGAUUUUACUAG
Messenger RNA from Parnassius apollo (apollo), 453 nucleotides. The record is from the annotation of a GenBank genome assembly. Lineage: Eukaryota; Metazoa; Arthropoda; Insecta; Lepidoptera; Papilionidae.